AUGAACAACGUCAAACCGCAGAAACGUCUUCUAACGCCGUUUCUCCUGAAAAAGGUCCCGCCCGUGCCUGAAGAAAAUGAGCGGCGCCAAUUCCCCCGCAGAGUGAACAUCUUCUCCAAGGUCUUCUUCUGGUGGGUGCUUCCCGUCAUGAGUGUCGGAUAUAAGCGGACGGUGGUCGAACAGGAUAUGUUCGUGCUCACCGACGACUUGAAGGUCGAAACAAUCGCUGCGCGGUUCGAGGCGAACUUGGCGGCAAUGGUGCUGAAGUACCGCGCGAAACAUAUCGCUCUCAAGGCCAAACAGAGAGCUGCAUUGGAAGCGACCGGUGCUCAUGCUGCUCCCGCCGUGAAGGCCGAAGGUAAGGAUGCAAGCAUUGAGCCCGAAUCGAGUGCCAGCGACACUAGCAAUCUCAGCUCCAAAGACAGGGACUUGAUGGAUCCUGAGAAAGACUUCGAUGACUUCAAGCUUCCAAAGUACAUCGUGGGAUAUGCUCUUCUACAGACGUUUGCGUUCCAGUAUGGCCUUGCAUGCUUCUUCUUGAUGUUGUCAGGUGUCGCCUCGACUUGUACGCCUUUGCUUACGAGAAAAUUGAUCACUUAUGUCGAGUUGAAAGCUCUUGGCCUCGAAGAGUCUGUAGGCCAGGGCGUUGGAAUGGCCAUUGGCUCUGCGCUCUUGGUCGGUACCAUUGGUAUUUUGUUUAAUCACAGUUUCCAAUUCUCGAUGAUGACUGGUGCUCAGGUGAAGGCUGUUUUGACCAAGGCUUUGCUAGACAAAUCCUUCCGGUUGAGCGGCAAAGCCCGUCUUGAAUUCCCAACAUCCCGUAUCACCUCUAUCAUGGGUACGGAUUUGGCUAGAGUUGACAUGGCGCUUGGCUUCCAACCCUUUAUCCUCACAUUUCCCGUUACGAUGGCAAUCUCCAUCGGAAUCUUGUGCCAUUACAUUGGUGCACCAGCCAUGGUCGGUGUGGGCCUCGCCUUUGUGUUCUUGAUUUUGACAAUGCUUUUCACUGCAAAGCUAUUCAUGUACCGUAGAUCGGCCAACUUCUUCACUGAUGGCAGAGUCAAAUACGUCAAGGAAGUCUUGAACAACUUGAAGAUGAUCAAGUACUACACUUGGGAAGAGCCUUACUUCGACCGCAUCAAAGACUGUAGAGACAAGGAGAUGAAGAUCAUUUACACCAUGCAAGUUGCGAGAAACUUGAUCAUUGCAGUUUUUUCGUCGUUGACAUCAUUUGCUUCAUUGUCUUCUUUCUUGGUCUUGUAUGCAACAGGCGCUCGUAAAACUGAAAACCCAGCCACAAUUUUUGCAUCUCUUUCGUUGUUCAACGUUUUGUCUCAACAAGUUUUCAUGUUGCCAAUUGCCCUUGCUACCGCUUCUGAUGCAAUCAUUGGUGUGGCCAGAUCAGGCGAAGUUCUUUCAGCUGAAGAAAUUGAUCCAGAGGCGACUGCCACUGAAGCAAGCCCUGAAGUCAAGGCCUUGAUGGAUGCUGAAGGACUUGCCAUUCGGGUCCAAAAUGCUUCUUUUGCCUGGGAAGCAAAGAACCCGGUUGCUCUUGAUACUUCAUCAGCCGAUAAAGUUGACAGUGCCGACCCUUCGACAGAAGAGAAAGUUGCAGAAAAUGAAAGUCUCGAGGCAAUUUCAAUUUCUCAGUUGAAGUCCAUCAGUUUAUCCGUGAAGAAGGGUGAGUUUGUUGCAAUUACUGGUCUCAUCGGAUCUGGUAAGUCUUCCUUGCUCAAUGCUCUCGCAGGUUUCAUGAAACGUACUAAUGGAAAUGUUAGUGUGAAUGGAAAUCUUCUUAUGUGUGGAGCUCCAUGGGUUCAGAACACUACCGUGAAAGAUAACAUUGUUUUCGGAAAUGAGCUCCUCGAACAAAAAUACAAAGAUGUCAUCUACGCCUGCUCGUUGGAAAGCGAUGUCGAAAUUCUUCCCGCUGGUGAUCAGACCGAAAUUGGAGAAAGAGGUAUCACUCUCUCUGGUGGACAGAAAGCAAGAAUUAAUUUGGCGAGAGCUGUUUAUGCUGACAAUGACAUCAUCUUGUUGGAUGAUGUCUUGAGUGCUGUUGAUGCUAGAGUUGGAAAGCAUAUAAUGAAGUACUGUCUCAUGGGUCUCUUGAAAGAAAAGACCAGAAUUUUGGCCACUCACCAGUUAUCACUCAUCGGUACUGCUGACAGGGUCAUCUUCAUGAACGGCGACGGCACUAUUGACUUCGGUACUAUUACUGAGCUCAAGGAAAGAAGUGACGGUUUCAGAACUUUGAUGGCCUACAACGCUGAACAUGAGAAGAAGGAGAAUGAGGAUGCUGAGGAGACUGUUGAGGAUACCGUCGAGGAGGAUAGAGAGUUUAUUGUCAAGCAGUUGAGCAGGCAACCUACUGUUCGAGACGAAGAGGAAGAGCAUCAUAACUACCAAGUCAACGAAGAUCAGGAUGGUAAGUUGAUAGAUGAAGAAAGAAAGGCUGAAAAUAAGAUCAAGUGGACCGUGUACAAGAACUUCAUCAAAUACGGUUCGGGAAUUUUCAAGCACUAUACGUCGGUUCCGAUCAUCGUGCUUAUCACAAUCCUUGCCGUGUUCUGUCAAUUGUUCACUAAUACUUGGUUGUCAUUCUGGACCGAACGUAAAUUUCCAGACCGUUCCAAUGGUUUUUACAUUGGUAUUUACGUCAUGUUCACUUUUAUUGCCUUUUUCCUUUUGUGUGCUGAAUUCUGGUUAGUUGCUUACAUCGUCAACGAAGCUGCUGUAUCAUUGAACGUGAAAGCGGUCAAACGUGUUUUGCGUGUUCCAAUGUCUUACAUGGACACCACUCCAAUGGGAAGAGUGCUCAAUAGAUUCACAAAAGACACCGAUGUUAUUGACAAUGAAAUUGGAACUCAGUUGAGAAUGUUGAUUUACUUCAUUUCCACGAUCAUCGGUAUCUUGGUAUUGUGUGUUAUUUACCUUCCAUGGUUUGCAUUGGCUAUUCCACCUUUGGGGGCUAUCUUCAUUGCUGUUGCAAACUAUUACCAAGCGUCUGCAAGAGAGGUGAAGCGUUUGGAAGCUACUCAAAGAUCAUUGGUGUACAACAACUUCAAUGAGACUCUUAGUGGUAUGGAUACCCUUAAAGCUCUCAAAAAGGAAGACAUGUUCCUUGACAAAAACUCUAGACUUAUUAACAAGAUGAACGAAGCUUACUACUUCACUAUCGCAAACCAACGUUGGUUGGCCAUCCAACUUGAUAUGGUUGCUUGUGUCAUGGUCCUUUUGGUCGCAUUUCUCUGUGUGUUCCGUGUCUUCCGUAUCACUGCUGCAUCUGUGGGUUUGCUUUUGUCUUAUAUUCUCCAGAUCGCUUCUCAGUUGUCCAUGGUUGUUCGUAUGUACACUCAGGUCGAGAAUGAGAUGAAUUCUGUCGAAAGAGUUUGUGAAUAUGCUUUCGAUUUGCCUCAAGAAGCGCCUGAGGUGAUCACUGAGACAACACCUCGCCCUACAUGGCCAGAGCAAGGAAUGAUCAGGUUUGAGAAUGCGUCGUUGGCAUAUAGACCCGGUUUACCUUUGGUUUUGAACAAGUUGAACAUGGAUGUCAGGCCAGCCGAAAAAAUUGGUAUCUGCGGACGUACCGGAGCAGGAAAAUCAUCGAUCAUGACAGCUCUCUUCCGUUUGGCCGAAUUAUCUGAGGGAACGAUUGAAAUUGAUGGUGUUGAUAUUGCUACUCUUGGUUUGAAGAGUUUGCGCUCCCAGCUUUCAAUUAUUCCUCAGGAUCCGGUUUUAUUUGCGGGAACUGUUCGCAAAAAUUUGGAUCCUUUUGACAGCAGCACUGAUGAGGAAUUAUGGAACGCCCUCGCUAGAGCAGGGUUGAUUGAAAGGGAGCAACUCGAGUUUGUCAAGACUCAAGAUCCUAAUAGCGAAGAUUUGCACAAAUUCCACUUGAGCAGAACAGUUGAGGAUGAUGGUAUUAAUUUCUCAUUGGGAGAGAGGCAACUUAUCUCUUUUGCCCGUGCUCUUGUACGUGGCUCCAAAAUCUUGAUUCUUGAUGAAGCAACCUCGUCGGUGGACUACGAGACGGAUAGCAAAAUCCAGGAUACAAUUGUGAGAGAGUUCUCUCACUGCACCAUUUUGUGCAUUGCUCACAGAUUAAAAACAAUCAUUAAUUACGAUCGUAUCGUUGUUUUGGACAAGGGUAAGAUUGUGGAGUUUGACACUCCAUUGAACUUGUUUAAAUCUCGCGGAUCGAUUUUCCAACAAAUGUGUGAGAAAUCUAACAUAGCUGAAAGUGAUUUCCGCCUUCAUUGA
Messenger RNA from Australozyma saopauloensis, 4263 nucleotides. RefSeq lists its product as uncharacterized. The transcript has a single exon. Bases 1 to 4263 code for a protein of 1420 amino acids. Lineage: Eukaryota; Fungi; Ascomycota; Pichiomycetes; Serinales; Metschnikowiaceae. The record is from RefSeq and is a predicted model, not a curated record. Gene Ontology annotation, molecular function: ATP binding; ABC-type xenobiotic transporter activity; ATP hydrolysis activity. Gene Ontology annotation, cellular component: plasma membrane. Gene Ontology annotation, biological process: transmembrane transport.